Alternaria hordeiaustralica is the source of this 4740-nucleotide messenger RNA. RefSeq lists its product as uncharacterized. Lineage: Eukaryota; Fungi; Ascomycota; Dothideomycetes; Pleosporales; Pleosporaceae. The transcript is spliced from 2 exons. The record is from RefSeq and is a predicted model, not a curated record. The coding region runs from base 1 to 4740 and encodes 1579 amino acids.
AUGCCGCUUUUCGAUCAGGAUCCCAACGGCGGCGGCCGCAACUCGCGAGCCUCCAACGUCUCUGCCAUGAGCCGAGCAUCAGGUAAACCCGUAUCGCGGGCACCCAGUGCAGACCUUCAACCUCUGAACCGCGGCGUCACGUCCAUGCUCCGCACCGAGACCGAGAUAGGCGACGUUAGCAUCGGCCGUCCUAAGUUCGACGACUUGUCUGCCAUGAGCAACGCACCACGUCCGCUGCGUUCGCGCGCGACCAGCAGGAUGUCGCAAGUUUCUUCCACGUCCAACACUUCCAGUCGGGGCAGCAAGCAGCACUUCCGUUCCUACCCCUCCUCGUCUUCUGCACCGCGCCAGCCAAUGCAACACCAUGGGCCCGUGUAUAAUGCCGACACGCUGUCUCCAACGAUGAUGAACGCCACCGGAUCAUCGCCUUUCAACAACCGAAGAGACAACCGCGACAGGGACGCGCAUCGCUCGCACUCGAUGACGAAUACCGUACAGCCCCCAGCGUACGGCCUCUCCAGCAACAGGUCUAUUCCCAGCUUGCGCCCUCGGCCAGCGUCCCGAUCUUCGAACCCAAGCCCAUACUAUGCACACCCCGCCGGGGGUGGUUCCAGGCAGCCUGUUCCAUACUCGCGAUCGGUCCAGUCCGCCCUGAGCGACGACAGCGGAGUACACUUCCAAGGGCCGCGGAGCUACGACGGUCAGCGACUGCCCUAUGCUGGCCACGCACAAGGCUACGGCAACCCAGGAUACACAAAUCAUACGUAUCGGCAGCAGCAUGCUGGACAAGGACAAGACCAACGAGGCUUCAACACCCGACAGGGCCCCGGGCAGAUGAGGACCAAGAAUCCAGCUUCUCGGUCGACGAUGAGCCUUGAAGAUCCCCCCGUGGAAGACGACGACUUUCCUCCCUACCACGCGGCUUUCGGACAACUCGUGUCUCGCAGGAUGACAGGCAACUCCGCCCGCGAGCCUCGUUCAGAAGAUCGAAGAGAGCGCAGGCGUCAGGAUGAACAUCAGCCACCUUUACCAGCCGAUCACCGCCAACGGAUCGCUGCUGAACAAGCUCGUCUCAAGAGGUCUGCGCCUGCUUCCAUGUCCAGUUUUAACACAAACUUGCGUACCGAAUCAGAGCCGCCAUCGUCCGACAUGACAAUGCCAUCAACUCCGAAAGAUGGUAGCUCCAUGGAAGUGCACCGAAACCUCGAUAGAAACAAGGUCUUCAAAGCCGCCAACCCGAACCGCCUUGUUAUUCAGGAAGAGUAUCCUUCAGUACCAUACUACAACACGAGUGACCAGCUCGGACCUGUGGCGUCUGCGGACCCAGGGACGGAUGCUGAUCCCGACGGCUUCAUAGACCGAAAGAUAACCACUGUCGAGCAGUCUCGUCAGGCUGGGGCGACAUUGAAGAGUGAUUCUUUUUUAGGACAAGAGGCACGACCAAUGUCGAUGGAGGUCGUGUCUCCCCACCUAGACAACAUCGCUACCAUUACCACUGGAUCUAGCAUCCUCGACUCGUCCACUCUUGAAUUCGCAGUCCAGCAUUCCAUACCAACGGCCAAUAGCGGUGGCUUCCAAAACGAGCCCGGUGUCAAAAUUCAUGCUACCACGAACAUGUCUCUCAGUCCUGGUAAUAGUACCGGCGAUGGUAUGUCGGAUGUUCUUGCAGGAUAUCAGGGAUCUGAUUAUAAGAACGAGACCGACGCUUUGGUACGAACCGAGACGGCCAACGAGAGCAGGUAUGAGGAGCACACAGAUGCUUCAACAGAAAAUGACAUGAAGCCGCUGCCUCUUGCCCUUCGAUCCAGAAGUAGCCACGCACAAGGGUCGUCCGAUGAGCUGUCCUUCAAGUCUUGUACCGAUCUGCCAGAUGUCUCUUCAGGCUUGAUACCAUUCGAGCCAGGGAAAGAAGACAUCAAAGCGUCUUCCACAUCCGCCAUUGACUUUGCGCCGCAGCGAGAUACGGUAUCGAAGGAAGCAGACACUCACUCUUUUGCGACUGGUGUGCACCCUAUCCGUGCUAGUUUCGCAGCUCCGCCUCGACUCCAAACGUCCAACCUAGGAACGGUGGUCUUGAAUCAGGGCAGGACGAUUGUGGAGGCACCCUUGUCCAAGCCCUCUUCUGCUAUGCUUCGCAAACAGCCUCCUAUACCGCGUCGAGAAUCCAGCUUUUCUAUCGUAGCGAGCAAAUUGCGGACUAGCUCCAAGCAGAGCAUGAAGCAAGGCUCGAUAUCGGUAUCUGGUUCGUCAUCCACGCUGGGCACUACGCACCAGGGGCCAGCGGUACCGCCCCGAGAGUCAAGCACUUCCAAGGAGGCCCAACGUGUGCACGCCGCAGUCUCGUUCUUGAUGCGUCCACUACCGUUGCGCUUUGCCAGGUCUCGGAAGUAUACUGACCAAGAGGAGCUACCGAAGUCAGAUGAGACGGUCACAUCUGCUUCCAGUUCGAGUCAAGACACGGACGGCGUUAUCAGUCUCAAUGAGAUGACCAGCUCACCGCCACCCGCCAUGGAGGUAAAGAAGACGCCGCAAGCACCGUCGACCAGGCCAAAAGGUGUACCUGUUGCGAAGACGCGAGCUAUCAGCUUCGACACUCCGAAAGCUUGCAACCCAUCCAAGAUGCCCGGUAGUAGCCCGGCUCCUGUUGCGCAACCAAUCGACAGCCCGGUUCCUGCGAUUUUGGAGCCCUCCUCUGUGUACUCGAUCCAUGACACCUCCUCAGGCUCAUGUGUAGACUCCGCGGAUGGACUUCCGGUAGCCCAAGAGCCUGGCCAUCGUGACAGCCAGACUACGACACACCUCGAUUGGAAUGGAUAUAGGCCUUCCUCCCACGGUGGUGGCCUCCAGCAGGUGUCGCUACGCCCUCUGAGCGGUGUUGGAAAUCUUUUGAAUUCUUUGGGAUCGGGUCCUUUGUCCAACAUCCAAGAGAAUACUACGACGGACCUCAGAUUAUCCGGAUAUAGGUAUCCUGGCCCUGCGCGUUAUCUGCCUGACCUGAAGGAGGAGUCGCAUGAGGACUCGAGCCUCAACACGAGUGCCAGCAAUCUGAAGAGCUCGAGUUGCCGCUUUCCGUUCGGCGCGCCGUCGGGGGUCAGGGCUUCGGGAGAGGAACCGAUCAACUUCUCGGGAAGGUCGUCUAGAGCGUCGCAUCGUCGGAGUGCUGUUGGCAGCAACGUGGGUAGCGCGCUCGGACAGGCACACGGUUUGCCUUCGAUGCGGUUUAGUCGGAUGAAUCUGUUCGAUGGUCUGACCGAGGACCUUGGCCUUCGUUACUCAAGGUCAAUGGAAGAGGUGCCCAAUGCGUCGCAGAGGGUGAGCAGAGGUAGUCCACGGCCUGCAUCAGCCGGUGAUGUCACGGACCUGCGCCUUUCUCUCGCCGAAUUGAAUGAAGCAGAGCGCUCAGGGUUGUCAAUGCAGCCUACCGCCGUGUUGAACUUGUUCGCGAUGCACCGUGCUCGUUCACCGGAGCUCAUGGCAGAGAUUGAGCGGCUGACUAUACCUUCUGUCGGGGGGCUUACCCAGCGCCUCUCAGAGAUCUUCCCGUCGUUGAGGGAAUACUACAAGUGCGGUGAGCCAGCCGAGUUUCCGAUUGAGGAGGAGAUGGAGAAGCACGCAUUGGAGGAGAUCCACGAGAUCCAUCCGACGCAGAAACGCUCAUCUGCUCGACUUCGCCCCAUGCGUGGCGUCUCGCACAUGGUUGUUAUCGAGGACGAUCUGUAUGAUGAGAUCACAAGCAAGGAGAGGGGAUGUGGCAGUCCAGGCCGUCCCGACGAUGGAGUUGGUGUAAACGGCGCUAGCGAGGCAGACUCAAAUACAGGCAGCUCCCCCAAGGACGACGACGCACCGAGCACACCAACACACAACAAGACGACUCCGCUCUCAGAGCUGCGAGUCCCAUCACCAGCUGUUCUCCGUCCGCGCUCUCACACCGUCGGCCCUCAAGAGCUUCGCAUCUCAGGGGAGUCCGCUCUUUCCGUAAGAAGGUCUCUCAGGUCGUUUGUUUCUACGCCCACAGUAACCGAGACGCGUCCCUGGAAUUCAGACAAGAAUUAUCCCUGGGCGACGUCAACAAACCCCGCUAUUGACAUCUCCCUUCCUCGUCCAGCUGCUGCGAGACACUCUCCUCACCCAGGCCCUUCCCACCUCCGCAACAGACUCUCUGACGCGUCUACCACAAGCUCCUUCUCGACAGCGCAGACAGCCACAGCUUCCCCGUUCGGAUCACCGGCCGAUAGCACCGCACACGCGCGUCAUCACCGCUUCAGCACCUUUGGCCGCAACAGCGACCAGCCACACGCAGUCGGUGAACGCUACCCCACCUCUGCCCUGUCACCUCCUACAGCUAUCUUCCGCGACCACCUGUCAGCCUCUGACACUUCUGACGACGAGCACUACGACACCACACGCAAGACUAGGCUCUCGCUCCGCAAGCGCUUUUCGUCAACUCGCAAAGCUACGCUUGACAGCCAAUCAAACACUCGAGCUGGUCGAAGCAAGACCAACGCACAAGACCUCGCCUCGCCUGAGUCGACCAAGCAGUCAACCACCUCACUCCUCCAAGAUCGUGCCGGUGAAGCUCAAGCUUUCACGUCAUCUACCACCGCCAACCGCCAUACCUUCCGUGACGCGGAGGGCAUGAGAGCAGUUGACUACCGCAAACACCGCAUCAUCGACCGCCUCAAGACCUGGUGGCACAAGGGCUCGCACCUGAUCCGUCAACUUUCAACCCGAAAACACUAA